Molecule: messenger RNA, 231 nt
Organism: Anisakis simplex (herring worm)
Lineage: Eukaryota; Metazoa; Nematoda; Chromadorea; Rhabditida; Anisakidae
Source: the annotation of a GenBank genome assembly
AUGCAGUGUGCUACACGUUUUGUGCCACGUCUACUUUCGCAUAAAUCGUGCGCUGUCUUUCUGCGUUCACAGGCGUUCUCAUUAGCAAUGGCUGAUCAAGCAAAAGUGCAUACACCAUUGGUUGAAGUGGAACGCAUUCCAUAUGUGGGUAGCAACAUGCUCAAGGAUCCAGUUUCAGUUGCUGAUCCAGAAGCAUUCGAAAUCAUGAAAAAUGUUUGUUUUCCUAUCUGA